This is a messenger RNA of Erythranthe guttata (spotted monkey flower), 1069 nucleotides long. Lineage: Eukaryota; Viridiplantae; Streptophyta; Magnoliopsida; Lamiales; Phrymaceae. The record is from RefSeq and is a predicted model, not a curated record.
CUUUGAAAAGCUCUCCCUCUCUCUCCUCCUCCUCUCUCUCUCUCUCCUUGUUUUUCAAAAGCAACCAUUUUCGUACACCACCUUGUAUCAGCUACUUUCAGCACAAAUCUCGAGACCCUUUUGGACGAUUAAGCAGGAACACUUGUAGAGAGUGAAAGAGGGCUUCUUCCAUGGCCGUCUUAUGAAAAAUCUUGAUGAGGGUUUCCUAGUUUCUGCCGCAAAAGUUCAGAUUUUUCAACUAGUGAUUUUCUUGCAGAUUGAUUUUGAUGCAGAUUCUGCAUUGAGAGGAGAGAGAUGAUGCAACACAAACGAGGCCCUAUCUCUCUUGAGCAAAACAGCUUCACCGACUUGAUGCCGAAACGGCUAAAGACCGAUGUACCCCUCUCUACGAAGGAAAAGAAAGAGAAGGUUAGUGAACGAAUUUCUGCUCUUCAACAGCUCGUCUCACCUUAUGGGAAGACGGAUACAGCUUCGGUACUUCUGGAAACAAUGGAAUACAUAAGGUUCCUCCAAGAACAGGUUAAGGUAUUGAGUGCUCCAUACCUUUAUAGUACUCCGACUCAAUCACAGGAAGAGGAGCAGUCCAGCCUGAGAGGUAAAGGGUUAUGCCUUGUUCCCGUUUCGUUGACAGUUGGAGUUGGAAGCAGUAAUGGUGCGGAUAUAUGGGCCCCCGUUAAGACGGGCCCGCAAUAUUCUAGAAGAACGGUUUCCGAUGAAGCUGCUUCAGCCAUUACUCAGAGCUGAGUUAUGAUGAAAUCGAUGUGUUAGUUUUUUUGGGUGCUGAAAAAAUAUUUCUUGUUUUGUUAGAAAGGUAGUGCAUGUAUGUAGAUGCUGCAACAAGAAUGUAUAUCGAUGAGUAUGUGUCGUAAAUCUUGAGUUAUUCAACGUCAUAAGUUGAGAUAUUAAACCGUAUAAGAGGAGUUAAACGAUGUAAUGGAUCCAUGCGGAUUCCGUCGGGAUCAGUCCAAGUCCAAUCCACUUUGGAUCUGUUCGUAUAGAUUAGUUUCGGAUUCGAUUCUUUUUCGAUCCAAUUCAAAAAUAUAUAUAAUAAGAGUAAACCACUCGAAAA